Molecule: messenger RNA, 749 nt
Organism: Suillus bovinus
Lineage: Eukaryota; Fungi; Basidiomycota; Agaricomycetes; Boletales; Suillaceae
Exons: 1
Coding region: 104-562 (152 amino acids)
Source: RefSeq, a predicted model, not a curated record
AUGCGAGUGUUCACUGUCGUAAUCACGUUUUCAGCCUCGAUUUGCAUCACUACCGCCUGCCUCCCAGUCAACUACUGCGACUCCCACUAACUUCAAAGCCCGCAUGCGCCAAUUAUCGGCCCGGUUGCCUAUCGUCAAUGUUCCUCUCGCGCAGGGUAGAGAGGUAUACUCGGUCAAAUUUUUACUGUAUUGCAGGUCUCAUACGUCCAUUUACAGCGCAACGUUGCAGCGGGUACUCCCGCUAAGAAUGAUGAUGGUUUUAUCCUUGAUGAAGACUAUGUCUCUCCUCCUCCUUCACCGACCCCCGAUUCACAACCUCAAUCCACGGCAAGGCCGAGUAAUGUUACAUCUGGAGAGCAUGGAGGCCGCCUCUCAUGUUUCUGCUUUUAGCACUCUUUCGAAGGUAGUUCAUUUUGAAUUGUUGCAGGCGUUGUCUUAUUAUGUAAACAUGUAUCAGAUAUUCAUUACACUCUUUGGAAUAUGUCUCGUCCUUUUAUCAACAGCACGCAUGCUGACUACGCAUCCCAUGUCUUCCAUCAAGUAUCCACUUCAAUUCCGCUAGAUUCAUCACGCAAGGCUACACACGUUUGCUUGAGCGCAGACGCGAGCGUUUCAAAACCGGACCAUUUCCAGUACUCCACACACAAGUACCGCACUUCAGGGAAGACCAUAACCAUGUUGCGUCUUGUGAUGAACCCCACGGUGUAAAGCGCAUGUACACGUUGAUAUCAUAUAGGAUGGUGCCGGUG